GUUCAUGAACCACCGUGUCCCAUCCAACUGCAGGUACCAGCCGACCGAGUACGAGCACGCGGCCAACUGUGCCACCCACGCAUUCUGGAUCCUGCCCAGCAUCCUUGGCAGCUCCAUCCUCUACAUCCUCUCUGAUGACCAGUGGGAAACUAUCUCAGCCUGGAUCUAUGGCUUCGGCUUGUCCAGCCUCUUCAUUGUCUCCACCAUCUUCCACACCAUCUCCUGGAAGAAGAGGCAUCUCAGGACUGUGGAGCACUGCUUGCACAUGUUUGACAGGAUGGUGAUCUACUUCUUCAUCGCGGCGUCGUACGCUCCCUGGCUGAACCUGAGGGAGCUGGGCCCCUGGGCCUCCCACAUGCGCUGGAUCAUCUGGAUCAUGGCGUCUGUCGGGACCGUCUACGUCUUCUUCUUCCAUGAGCGGUACAAGCUGGUGGAGCUGGUGUGCUACGUUAUCAUGGGCUUCUUCCCUGCCUUGGUCAUUCUCUCCAUG
This is a messenger RNA of Merops nubicus (carmine bee-eater), 490 nucleotides long. It is a transcript of the gene MMD2, whose product is annotated as monocyte to macrophage differentiation-associated 2. The transcript is spliced from 5 exons. Lineage: Eukaryota; Metazoa; Chordata; Aves; Coraciiformes; Meropidae. The record is from RefSeq and is a predicted model, not a curated record. Gene Ontology annotation, cellular component: membrane. The annotation marks the transcript as partial.